This is a messenger RNA of Debaryomyces tyrocola, 3021 nucleotides long. The record is from the annotation of a GenBank genome assembly. Lineage: Eukaryota; Fungi; Ascomycota; Pichiomycetes; Serinales; Debaryomycetaceae.
AUGGGUAAAAAAGGUAACAAGAGUGCCAAAUCUGGAGGAGAUUUCUGGGAUGAUGAAGAUUUAGCCCAUGAAGCGCCACAGAGCGAAGAAUUCGGUGAAUCUAAUGGAUUGGAAGGGUCAGAAGUGUCUUCCCCAGCGCCUGAGGGCGCCGAUGCAGCAUCUGCAGAUGAUGUUGCUGGAGAUUUCUUGAGUUCGAUCCGUAAGUCUAAACAGAAGAAGGCUGAAAAGGUGGUGGAAGAAAAGAACAAACCAAAAGAUGCACCAAAGGUUUUGUCCAAGAAAGAGAAGGAAAAAUUGAAGAAGGAGGCGGAAAAGCAAAAAAAGAAGGAACAAGCAGCUAAAAAGAAGGCUCAACAAGCAGACAAGAAGGAGCAGAUCAAGGAAGCUAAUAAGCAAAAUGCUGCGGCAGCGUCUGCGACGUCGACACCUGCAGAAGGUAACACUCCUGAACCUGAAGGUAAGGCAUCCGCUAAGAAGGGUGGCAAGAAAGUACCAGCUGGUAUUGCUGCAUUGAAGCGUCAAUUGGAAUUAAAGAAGCAAUUGGAAGAAGAGCAACGUCGUCUUGAAGAAGAAGAAGAAGAACGUCUUGCCGAAGAAGAGAAAAAAGUGGCUGAAGCGGAGGCUGAACAAGAAGCCAAUAGAGCUGCUAAGAAAGAGAAGGAAAGACUUAAGAAGGAGCAAUUGAAGGCUGAAGGUAAAUUGUUGACUAAAAAACAAAAAGAAGAGAAGAAAUUACAGGAACGUCGUCGUCAACAAUUAUUACAAGGAAAUGUUUCUGUGCCUGGUUUAGAAGGUAAUACUGAAGAAGCAGCAAAGCCUAAGAAGAUCGUUUACGGUAAGAAAAAAUCUACGAAGCCUAAGACAUUUAUUCAACAUAAUAAUAAAGCCCAAGCUCAAAAUAAGACAGAAGAAACUAAUGGCGGAGAUGAUGAUAUUGUCGAAGACUGGGAAAAGAUGGCUUUACAAGAUGAUGAACCAAUCGCUGAUGAUUGGGAAGCUGCGUUAAACGAUGAAGAUGACGAAGCUAAAGCUGCUGAAAAAGCAGAGGCUGAACGUAAGGCCAAGGAAGAAGCCGAACGUAAGGCCAAGGAAGAAGCUGAACGUAAGGCCAAGGAAGAAGCCGAUCGUAAGGCUAAGGAAGAAGCUGAUCGUAAAGCUAAGGAAGAAGCACAUAAAUUGGCAAUCCAAAACAAACAGUCCGUUCCGGUUGAAAGUGAUUUGCGGUCUCCAAUUUGUUGUAUUUUAGGGCAUGUCGAUACUGGUAAGACCAAGUUGUUAGAUAAAGUUCGUCAAACUAAUGUUCAAGGUGGUGAAGCUGGUGGUAUUACACAACAAAUCGGUGCUACAUACUUCCCAGUUGAUUCUAUCAAACAAAAGACUGCAGUUAUGGCACAACAUGAAAAGCAAACAUUUGAUGUUCCAGGGUUGUUGAUUAUUGAUACCCCUGGGCACGAAUCUUUCACCAAUUUAAGAUCUCGUGGUUCUUCUCUUUGUAACAUUGCUAUCUUGGUUAUCGAUAUUAUGCAUGGUUUAGAACAACAAACCCUUGAAUCGAUCAGAUUAUUAAGAGACAGAAAAGCCCCUUUUGUUGUUGCAUUAAAUAAAAUUGAUAGAUUAUAUGACUGGAAAGAAAUCCCAAAUAACUCUUUCCGUGACUCUUAUGCUAAGCAAACUAAAUCUGUUCAAGCAGAAUUUCAAAAUAGAUAUGAACAAAUUAAGGUUGCAUUGGCUGAGCAAGGUUUGAAUUCCGAAUUAUAUUUCCAGAACAAGAAUAUGUCUAAAUAUGUUUCGAUAGUUCCAACAUCUGCGGUCACUGGUGAAGGUGUUCCAGAUUUAUUAUGGUUAUUGCUUGAAUUAACACAGAAGAGAAUGUCUAAGCAAUUGAUGUACUUGACAAAGGUUGAAGCGACUAUUUUAGAAGUUAAGGUAGUUGAAGGUUUCGGGUACACUAUCGAUGUUGUCUUGUCUAAUGGUAUUUUGAGAGAAGGGGAUCGUGUUGUAUUAUGUGGUUUGAAUGGUCCUAUAUGUACAAAUAUCAGAGCUUUGUUAACACCACCACCUUCCCGUGAAUUGCGUAUUAAAUCUGAAUAUGUACACAACAAAGAAGUCAAGGCAGCUUUGGGUGUGAAGAUUGCAGCAAACGAUUUAGAAAAAGCGGUCGCUGGUUCUCGUUUGGUAGUCGUUGGUGAAGAUGAUGACGAAGAAGAAAUCAUGGAAGAAGUCAUGGACGAUUUGACAGGUUUAUUAGAUUCUGUUGAUACAUCCGGAAAGGGUGUUGUCGUUCAAGCAUCUACAUUAGGUUCGUUAGAAGCUUUAUUAGAUUUCUUAAAGGAUCUGAAAAUUCCAGUUAUGUCUAUAGGUUUGGGUCCAGUCUACAAAAGAGAUAUUAUGAAGGCAAGUACUAUGCUAGAAAAGGCACCUGAGUAUGCGGUCAUGUUGUGUUUCGAUGUUAAGGUCGACAAAGAAGCUGAACAAUACGCCACCGAACAAAAUAUUAAAAUUUUCAAUGCUGACAUUAUCUAUCACUUGUUCGAUCAAUUCACUGCCUACCAACAAAAAUUAUUAGAAGCUCGUCGUAAAGAAUUCUUGGAAUAUGCGGUUUUGCCAUGUGUCUUGAAGACUAUUCAAAUCAUUAACAAACGUAACCCUAUGAUUAUCGGUGUCGAUGUCCUUGAAGGUGCUGUUCGUGUUGGUACUCCAAUUUGUGCCGUUCGUCAAGAUCCUGUUACCAAAACACCAAAUAUCAUGGUCUUAGGUAAAGUGGUAUCUUUGGAAGUUAACCAUAAAUCUCUUGAUAUUGUCAAGAAGGGACAAACUUCUGCCGGUGUUGCUAUGAGAUUAGAAAAUCCUUCGUCCGCUCAACCUACAUGGGGCCGUCAUCUCGAUGAAUCUGAUAACUUAUACUCUUUGAUUUCUCGUAGAUCCAUCGAUACUUUGAAGGACCCUGCGUUCCGUGAUACUGUUAGCAGAGAUGACUGGGUCUUACUUAAAAAAUUGAAACCAGUUUUCGAUAUAAAAUGA